CAUCAAGAAGAAGAAGAAGUUUAAGAAACAGAGUGCAUAACAAGAAACAUGGACUCAAGAGCCUUACCCUUCUCUGUUCUCGUCAUCCUCAUCGCUACGUCGGUGUUGGCCAACGCGUACACUCCUUCUCCUCCUCCUCCAACCACCGCAUACCCUGCCGUGAAAACCGUGGAGGCGGCAGUGGAAGGAAUGGUGUACUGUCAAUCCUGCGACAAAUUCGGAUCAUGGUCGUUGGCCGGAGCAGAAGCCUUAGCCGGAGCUAAAAUCAGCAUUAUCUGCAAGAACCAUAGGCAACAAGUGAGUUUCUACAAAGUCUUUAAAACUGAUUCAUACGGCCAUUUCUAUGGUGAGCUCAAAGGUUUCAAGAUGACUCCACAUUACUUGGACCAUCCUCUUCAUUCUUGCCGAGCCAAGCUCGUCUCUUCUCCUCGUGAAGACUGCAAUCUCUUUUCCAACAUUAACAAUGCUCUAGAUGGAGCUCCACUCCGAUAUGAAGAGAAGAGGCUCAAGUGGACAAACUAUGAGGCCGUAAUUUACGCCGCUGGUCCAUUGGCUUUCCGUCCUGACCACUGCCCCGCGACUGCACCACCCACUUACUGAUUUGGGUUGUGAAGAUCAUCAUAUACAAAUUGUAUAAGUCAAUGUUAUUGAUUUG
Arabidopsis arenosa is the source of this 655-nucleotide messenger RNA. NCBI's taxonomy places the organism in Eukaryota, Viridiplantae, Streptophyta, Magnoliopsida, Brassicales, Brassicaceae. The record is from the annotation of a GenBank genome assembly.